CUGAUGUGGCAGUCCCUCUGCUGCAAUUAACCAAUCAGAUUACACUCCGUGAUCACAUGACGCUGUUCCUUGUUGCCUGGUUGCCAACAAAGACGUUAAAUAUCAAGAUAGCUAACCUCGGCCUACGAUAACCUCUGUUUGGCAGACCAAACAUAUAAAACAGUUUGACAUUUGGCCUGACGACCAACCGGAGAUAUAACUGUACACGUGUGAGACUCCAGUGUCUAACUGCUGUAUGCUCUUGCAAAAAUGGGCCACGGGGACGAGCUUGUUCUUGCUGAUGCAAAUUUUCCAGCUUCUUCCAUUUGUGCUUGUGGCCCAAAAGAGAUAAGAGCUGACGGCUUGGGAAUCCCACAGCUUCUGGAGGCCAUUUUGAAGCUGUUGCCCCUGGAUACCUAUGUCCCCUCUCCGGCCGCAGUCAUGGAUCUGGUGGACAGUGACAAACAGAGAUGUUUAGCUGUACCUGUGUGGGACACCUACACACACCUCCUGGGACAGGCUGGGCCUCAGACUCCUCUUGAGAAGGUGGAAAGGUUUGCUUUCUAUGAACGAGCCAAGAAAGCCUACGCUGUUGUGGCAACAGGGGAAACUGCUCUAUAUGGUAACCUGAUACUGAAGAAGGGGGUCAUUCCUGCCGAGCUGCUACAGUGAUACACACACACACACACAUUUAACGUAAUGAUAAUCUAAGAUAUGUGAGUAUUGGCUCAUUUUUUUCUUUUCGUUUAUGAGUUGUUGUUUUUUUUCUGUGAUUCCAGUUGCAAAUGUCAUUCCAAUUAAAUCAAGAGAAACUGCUCAUUUUUGCAUAAUUAUUUUCAAUCUUGUUCAGUCGGGCCUCUCCACUAAAAGCUGUGAAUACAUAAAAACAUGAUUUAUUCCUGUUAAUUUGUGAUUAAUACUGUAAAUAUUGUCUUGAGUAUGCGUGAGGUGGAAAUGAUUUUGUACCCCCUUCAAUAAAUAAAACACACAAAGUCUUU
This is a messenger RNA of Thunnus maccoyii (southern bluefin tuna), 977 nucleotides long. It is a transcript of the gene fuom, whose product is annotated as fucose mutarotase. Gene Ontology annotation, biological process: fucose metabolic process. The transcript has 7 exons. NCBI's taxonomy places the organism in Eukaryota, Metazoa, Chordata, Actinopteri, Scombriformes, Scombridae. Gene Ontology annotation, molecular function: racemase and epimerase activity, acting on carbohydrates and derivatives; fucose binding. The record is from RefSeq and is a predicted model, not a curated record. Bases 250 to 651 code for a protein of 133 amino acids.